Messenger RNA from Wickerhamiella sorbophila, 1710 nucleotides. Its product is annotated as SWI/SNF complex subunit SWI3. The transcript has a single exon. Gene Ontology annotation, biological process: positive regulation of DNA-templated transcription. Gene Ontology annotation, cellular component: SWI/SNF complex. Gene Ontology annotation, molecular function: DNA binding; histone binding. NCBI's taxonomy places the organism in Eukaryota, Fungi, Ascomycota, Dipodascomycetes, Dipodascales, Trichomonascaceae. The coding region runs from base 1 to 1710 and encodes 569 amino acids. The record is from RefSeq and is a predicted model, not a curated record.
AUGAGCGACGAUAUGGCGGGUGACGCGUUUGACGGCUCUGUGCAGAACAAUGACUUGGCUGGACAGUUCGACGAUAACGUUAUGGAUAUGGACAUUGAGGGUGCUCUUGCGGACGCCCAUAUUCCAGAGCUGCGUUCGCCGACGGUGUCUGUGGACGACGGACCCCCCCACGACAGCCAGCCUCCAGAGGUGAAAGAAGAGCCUAUUCCGCCGCUGACGGGUGAGACUGUGCCGGCUUCGUCGGAAGGCAAGGGAUCUGCCAUGCUCGCGGACGCUCCUACUGCCAGCGAACAACCCGAGCCUAUUGAGGUUGAGCAAGGGCCUGGCGAAACAAGUGAGAACCAGGGCGCGGUUGAGCAGAAGGAGGAAGAGCCCGAAACAAACAUUGUAGAUUACGCCGAUCAGACACACACGGUUGUAAUUCCAUCUUACGCAGCCUGGUUCUCCAUGACGAAAAUCUCCGAGAUCGAGCGCGAGUCCCUGCCCGAGUACUUCAACUCCCGCAACAAGUCAAAGACGCCGCAGGUCUUUGUCAAAUACCGUAACUUUAUGAUCAACGCUUAUCGGCUGAAUCCGUUGGAGUAUCUCUCGGUUACGGCUUGUCGACGAAACCUGGUUGGCGACGCAUGCGCAAUUAUGCGGCUCCAUCAAUUUCUGGAAAAAUGGGGCCUUAUCAACUACCAGGUGGCUAUUGAGGCCCGACCGACUACCGUGAGCCCACCGUUCACGGGCCAUUGGCAAGUAAAACACGACACACCAAGAGGCAUGUUCCCGUUCCAGAUCUAUAAGGGGACAGAGGACCCUAAUUUGAUGCCUAAAGCCAACGGCGAAGAGAACAUGUUUGACCAAAAUAUCAGCGGGGGUGUCCGCAGUGGAGUGAGCUCAUCAGAAGCAGCCGCUCUACCCAAAGUUGGUGACGGUAUGAUCAAAAAGGAGCUGGAAGACGACUGGACCAAAGAAGAUAUUCUCCGGCUGCUGGAGGCCGUGCAAAAGCACCCGAACGACUGGGAUGCUAUAGCCGCAGAAGUAGGCCGCGACAAGUCCGCGGUUGCUCUGAAGUUUGUUCAACAAAAUACCGAAGACCGAUUCUGUGAAGAGCUAGGGCCCCUCAAGUACAACACCACACACAUUCCGUUUUCGCAGGCCGAAAAUCCCGUAACAAGCGUGCUGGCGUUCUUGAGUGGGCUGGCUGACCCUGAGCUGGUGAAGUCGGCUACCGACGCAAUCAAAAAGGUCCAGGCCGAACGUAACCCAGACAUCAAACAAGAAGCUGAUCCAGUGGCUACUAGUUUAGCGCUGACAGCGGGACGGGCAAAUGUAUUUGCCAACUAUACUGAACGGCAAAUGUUUGCUCAAUACACCAAAAUUGUCGAGGGCCAGCUGGAACUGUUGAAACUUAAGCUGUCCAAGCUCGAGAUGAUGGAGGCAGCUCUGGACACCGAAAGGCGCGAAAUUGACCGCGAGCGCGAACUGCUGUUCCUCGACAGACUUACCCACCGACGGUCGCUUGAAAGAGUCGAUACGCUACUACAAAAGGCGAUGGAUGCCGCCGAAGCAGGCAACAGUGAAGAGUCGGCAAGACUGAUCGCUGAGGCCCGCGGAAGCUCGGCUUCUCGGCCGGUCUUUGCUUAUAGUCCAGCUCCUGAUUCCGACGAGGUGGAACCGUACAGUAUCUCGAACAAAGCUACGUUCAAGACGUGGUCUGCUUAG